GGCACCUCUCUCUGUGUCACCGUUCCCGUCUCUCAGGCAAAUCGCAGCUGAUGAAACUCAUGAAAGCUUCAUACUUUCCACUCCUUCGAUGAAACAGAACAAAACCCAGCUUAUGAAGAGCUGCACAUAAGGAAAAGGAGAUUCCUUUAAGCAAAUCGACUUUGAAUUCUUCAAUUUUGUAGCUCACUGGUUUUACCUGGCUUUUACUUUCUUGGCUGAGUAUUUGGAAGAAACAAGUGAAAUUCCAAAAUGCUUCAACAACAGAUUGUACAAUCCCCAGCUAGGCUAGGCCUAUCGAACCCCAACUCACCUGCUCUUCAAAACCCUACCCCUCCAAAACUCCCUUUCCAGCAGCAGCCUUCUUCUGCUUCUUCUUCCCAGCUUCCCAAUCUCUCCCCGUCGCUGGUCUCUCUCCUCUCGCCUCUCCCAAGAGCUCAAUCCCUUCUAGUUCAAAUGGCCUCCCUUGCAUCUAAACUCUUUGAAGUUUCACCUAAUCGGUCCCUUUGGCUCAAUGCAUUCCGCGGUUCCCUCCCAACCUUCCUUUCCUCCCAAACCCAAUCUCAGUCCUCUAUGCCACUUGAGAACUGUCCUUCCUCAACCAAAGAUGUCCUCUCCCAGUUCACAGCUCUUCAAACCCAACUCUUUGAGACUGUUGCUGAACUCCAAGAAAUUCUUGAUCUUCAGGAGGCUAAGCUGAAAAUUGCACGCGAAGUCCAGUCCAAGGAUGCCUCACUUCUUGCCUUCUCCAAGAAACUCAAGGAUAUCGAGCAGGUGCUUGAUAAUCUUGUUGAUGAUUACUCAGAUUUGUCCUGCCCCAAAAGAGUAAAACUGGAUGACGGAUCAGAAGAUGAUUCGUCAUGCACUACUACAGUUUCAUCUCAGUUGAAUUUAUCAGAUAUUUUGUCAUAUGCGCAUCGGAUAAGCUACACAACAUUUGCACCACCAGAGUUUGGGGCUGGACAAGCUCCUCUUCGCGGAUCACUCCCACCUGCCCCGCAGGAGGAGCACAUGCGCGCUUCUCAGCUAUACAAUUUUGCAAACCUGGAUGUUGGUUUGCCCAAGACUUUAGACAGCACGGAGAAAACAAUUGAAGCAAUCAUGGAGUCCCCACCUCUUGCUCCAACAGAAGCCAAUCAAGCUCCAGACCUUGGUGCACUUUUUCCAAAUAUUGCAAUUCCAUCUGGUUGGAAACCUGGGAUGCCUGUGGAAUUGCCUGCUAUGCCUGUGAAGUUGCCUGCUAUGCCCCCUGGAUGGAAGCCUGGGGACCCAGUGCCUUUGCCGCCAGUGGGAUCUCUUCCAGUUCCUAAGACCGUGGAGCAACAAUCAUUUAGACCUCAAGCAAUGCAUAAGGCACAAGAGCCAAUACAAGUUCGGCAUGUUAUACUAGAUAUUCCUGAAGUCGAUGAUAGCGAUUAUAGUAGUAGUGAUGAAGGAAGCUCUGAAGAUGAUGAUUAGCAGAUUGUCCUUUGGUUCGGGAUGCGUAUGUACUGAU
Fragaria vesca subsp. vesca is the source of this 1492-nucleotide messenger RNA. RefSeq names its product mediator of RNA polymerase II transcription subunit 4-like. The record is from RefSeq and is a predicted model, not a curated record. Gene Ontology annotation, cellular component: core mediator complex; mediator complex. The transcript is spliced from 3 exons. Gene Ontology annotation, biological process: regulation of transcription by RNA polymerase II. NCBI's taxonomy places the organism in Eukaryota, Viridiplantae, Streptophyta, Magnoliopsida, Rosales, Rosaceae. Gene Ontology annotation, molecular function: transcription coregulator activity. Bases 250 to 1455 code for a protein of 401 amino acids.